Molecule: messenger RNA, 1410 nt
Organism: Acromyrmex echinatior (Panamanian leafcutter ant)
Lineage: Eukaryota; Metazoa; Arthropoda; Insecta; Hymenoptera; Formicidae
Product: leukotriene A-4 hydrolase-like
Biological process (GO): proteolysis; peptide catabolic process
Cellular component (GO): cytosol
Molecular function (GO): zinc ion binding; aminopeptidase activity; epoxide hydrolase activity
Source: RefSeq, a predicted model, not a curated record
AUGGGAUUCAUUAUCGGAUAUUACUUGGAGAAGCUACAACGUGAAUAUUUUAAAAUGGCUUUAUCUCCUGGAGAUCCACACUCCUUUUCAAGACCAGAAUUUGCACGUGUGACUAAUAUUCAUUUAGAAUUAUAUGUAGACUUUAAUCGAUGCGUUCUUAAAGGAAAAGCGAUUUUGACUAUAGAAAAAAAAUGUUCAAUUACAGAAAUAAUUUUAGAUAAUUAUGCACUUGUCAUAGAACGUGUUACAAAUCCUGUUACUGAUGAAAUUUUAAAAUAUUCUGUUGGACAUCAACAUAUUGUUGGAAGCCCAUUUACCAUACAGUUACCACAAACUGAAGAAAAAUAUCUUAUGUCUACAUGUAAAAUUCAAAUUGAAUAUGAAACAAGUCCAAACUCACCUGCAUUAUAUUGGCUAACACCUGCACAAACUGCCGAUGGUACACAUCCUUUCCUAUUGUCUAAUAACAAGAGCAGUAUUUCCCUGCCAAGAUACACCAUCUGUCAAAUUUUCAUAUACUGCUACGCGAAACAAGUAGCAGCUUACGCAGUAACUAUAGCUGUAGGUUCACUACAGAAAGAACGUCUUAGUUCAAGAAGCAAUGUAUUUGCUGAGAAGAAAUUUAUUAACGAAGCUGUCAAUACAUUUCGUACAGGCGUAGUUGAAAAGAUGUUGAGGAUUGCUGAAGAUUUGUUUGGAUCUUAUUUUUGGGAUAGAUGCGAUAUAUGCUUGCUUCCACCGUGUCUCGGCCAUUUCGAAAUAGAAUGUCCAUGCGUAAUAUUUUUGUCACCAACUUUACUUUGCGGAGAUGAUUCUAGUAUCAGUUCACUCGCUGUAAAUAUCGCACAAAGCUGGGCAGGACAUUUAGUUACGUGUGCAAAUUAUCAUCAUUUCUGGCUACAUAAAAGUUUCAGCAUGUUUGUUGGCAGGAAAAUCAUUUGCAAAAUAUGGACGCUUAGUGAUGCGCAGUUAUUUUACAAAAAAUUAUCAUCUGUCGAGCUGAAUAGAAUGAUAGACAUAUCAAAUGCGACCAACUCGUUAAAAACCUUAAUACCUGAUUUGACUGGUUUGUUGCCUAUAAACUUCGUUAGGCAUGUACCCUACGAACUAGGAUGUAUAUUUUUAGACUACCUAGAGAAUAACUUAGGAGGAUCUUUAGCAUUCGAAAAAUUUCUUAAAUCUUAUUUUUUUAAUUUCGCAUACAAAAGUAUAAAGACGGAUGAUUGGAAGGAGUAUUUGAAUAAUUACUUUGCUAAAGUAAUGAGUAAAAAGUUUCAGUUACAACAUAUUAAUUGGGACUUAUGGCUCCAUAAUAUUCCUCAUAAAUAUAUCAAUAUAAAUUAUAAAAUCACAUGGGAAAUACAGUGUUCCAUAUUAGCAAAAAUAUCUUUGGCUGUUAUUGUGCAUUAA